GAACCCAAACUUGGCAGAGAGGUACAGAAAGCGUCUGAACAAGAUCCAAGCCGAGGAUGUGCCGAUCGACAUCAAACCCGUCAACCCGCCGGACGUGUUCUGCUCGGAGCCGCAGGAGCCCAAGCAGCUGUUCUGGGUGCGAGCACGAGGGUACAUAGGAGAGACCGACAUGAAGGUGCACUGCUGCGUGGCCGCCUACAUGUCCGACUACGCCUUCCUGGGCACGGCCCUGCUCCCGCACCGGCAGUACCGCAUCAAGUUCAUGGCGUCCCUCGACCACUCCAUGUGGUUCCACGCGCCUUUCCGAGCGGAUCACUGGAUGCUGUACGAGUGCGAGAGCCCCUGGGCUGGGGGGUGCCGGGGGCUGGUGCAGGGACGGCUGUGGUGCAGGGACGGGGUCCUGGCUGUCACCUGCGCGCAGGAGGGAGUCUUCAGGGUGGAGCAAACGCCGAACCAGAGCAAGCUGUAGCUGAGGAA
Molecule: messenger RNA, 477 nt
Organism: Mesitornis unicolor (brown roatelo)
Lineage: Eukaryota; Metazoa; Chordata; Aves; Mesitornithiformes; Mesitornithidae
Gene: ACOT8
Product: acyl-CoA thioesterase 8
Exons: 3
Biological process (GO): fatty acid catabolic process; acyl-CoA metabolic process
Cellular component (GO): peroxisomal matrix
Molecular function (GO): fatty acyl-CoA hydrolase activity
Source: RefSeq, a predicted model, not a curated record